CUAGAGGUGACAAGACUAUAUUAUUUUAUGAAAUGACUAGUAAAAUUGAGCAAACAAAAGACAGUCCCCAUUAAUGGAGAACUCAAAAAAAGCUCUUCUAAUGGCUUCAUCCACUGAUUGCCGGAGCACGAACUGUUCCGGCAGCUCAAUCAGCGGCAAUGGCCCCACAAUUCCUUCGCCUACGGGGCAACCCAUUACCAGAUCCGAACCCGGUAACCUGUACCCGACAACCUUCGUCCAGGCCGACACCUCUUCCUUCAAGCAAGUGGUUCAAAGGCUCACCGGCCUCUCCGAGACGACCAAGGUCGGAGCUCCGGCCACCACCCGCAGCCCGAUCCCGCCCGUCAAAACCGGAUCUAACAAGAAGGAAAAAUCCGGGUCGAAGCUGUACGAGAGGAGAAACAGCAUGAAGAGCUUCAAAAUCAGCCCGUUGGGCCCGGGACUGGGCAACAAAUCCGGGUUCGGAGCCGGGCUAUUGGGCUCUCCGAGAAUCGGAACUCCGGAGAUUCUUUCGCCGAGCAUGCUCGAUUUCCCGUCGCUUGCGCUGAGCCCGGUGACGCCGCUAAUACCCGACCCGUUUAACAGGCCGCCGCAGAGAGCGGCGAGUUCCGAGAAUUUGAACAUGGAGGCGGAGGAGAAGGCGAUAGCGAAAAAGGGGUUCUACUUGCACCCGUCGCCGGCGAGUACUCCGAGGGAUACGGAGCCCCGGCUGCUGCCCCUCUUUCCGGUCACCUCCCCCAGAAUCUCAGGUUCUGGCAAUCCUAAAUCUUAAGCAACUUUAUUUUUUGAAAAAAAAAAUCGGUUUAAUUUUCAGGCGAAUUCAUUGAUUCCAUGUAUUAGUAUGAUCUUUAUAUAUGUAAACAUCUCAUUUAUCUUUGAAAUUCGGACCGACGAGUAAAAAAAAUCCUGUUAU
This is a messenger RNA of Cuscuta campestris, 913 nucleotides long. Lineage: Eukaryota; Viridiplantae; Streptophyta; Magnoliopsida; Solanales; Convolvulaceae. The record is from the annotation of a GenBank genome assembly.